UACAGUGCGGUAGGAAUGUUCCAGUUCUCAGAACUUGUCUUUGUUUAUUUAAUAUGCAGCCAAUCCCACAUAUUCUUGAAUGGAAUUCAGAUAAACUACGUACAAGUUCCUGCGGCGGUUCGAAAUAAUUCAAAUCGUUCGGCCAUCUUGGAUUGUAACUAUUCAAUUCGACCGGAUGACACGGAAUUAAUUGUAAAAUGGUUCUUGAACGAAGAGUUGAUUUACCAAUGGAUACCACCACAAAGCCCACAGAGCUUGGGAACGUUAAAGGAUAAUAUUGACUUGGAUUACAAAGCGAGCGAUGAUCCCAAAACUGUCUACAGGGCGAUCAAAAUAAAUAAUCCCACCACCCAAAUAGCAGGAGAAUAUAAAUGUCAAGUUUCAACGCUGGCCGAUGAAGAUUUUAGUAUGAAAAAUAUGAUUGUCUUUGAACCGGAAGCUAAGCUUAUUAUUAGAAAACGAAUGGAUGACAAGUACGUUAAUUUUACCUGUCUAGCAAGUGACGUUUAUCCUUCACCAAAGUUAUUUUUAUAUAAAGACAUCAAGAACAAUCUUUAUAACAAGACAUCGUUUUUCAGAAUACGGUUAUCCAUAGUCGAAUGGGAUGUGAAGAAAAAUCCAAACACAGGCAAAUAUACUGUGUUUAUUGUUGGAGUAGAUCAUUUAGCCGAACUAGAACCUGGAACCUUAAUCCAUUGCGAACUGAAGAUUCCUGGAACUGGAUAUGUCAAAUUAAAGACAUUGUUAUAUUACCCCGAUUUUUACACUCUUGGAAAUGGUUGUCUCAAGCAUUGGUUAAAUAGAAACCUAAUAUUUUAUGCAUUUACGUUAUACCUGUUAGGAAAUUAUUAGAUAAAUAAAAAUAUGUUUUUAAUUUUAACCAUCAAUAAAUUCACUUGAUUUAUUGUACUAUUUAUCAAAAUUUAUUAAGAUUUAUAAUACAGUUGUUAAUUA
This is a messenger RNA of Sitophilus oryzae (rice weevil), 954 nucleotides long. RefSeq lists its product as uncharacterized. The coding region runs from base 16 to 852 and encodes 278 amino acids. The record is from RefSeq and is a predicted model, not a curated record. The transcript is spliced from 7 exons. Lineage: Eukaryota; Metazoa; Arthropoda; Insecta; Coleoptera; Curculionidae.